Molecule: messenger RNA, 2087 nt
Organism: Contarinia nasturtii (swede midge)
Lineage: Eukaryota; Metazoa; Arthropoda; Insecta; Diptera; Cecidomyiidae
Product: probable maltase
Exons: 9
Coding region: 63-1937 (624 amino acids)
Biological process (GO): carbohydrate metabolic process
Source: RefSeq, a predicted model, not a curated record
AUUGGGGUAUAAAUAUGAAGUGUCUCUCAAGAACGACAGUUUAGUGUCAAUUUUUAAAUAAAAUGACGCUUACGAUUCGAAUAUUCAUACUGCUCCUUGCACUCUUUGUGUUGUUGUGUGCGGGUGGAAAAAAUAAAGAUCAUGAAUGGUGGGAACAUGCACAUUUCUAUCAUAUCUAUGUACGUUCAUUUCAAGACACUAAUGGUGAUGGCAUUGGAGACUUAAACGGAAUCAUUUAUCGAUUACCUUAUCUGAAGGAUAUUGGAGUAGAUGCCAUUUUGCUAUCACCAAUAAAUCCAAGCCCUCUGAAAGACUACGGCUACGAUAUUUCAAACUACCGAGAAAUACAUCCACAAUAUGGAAAAAUGGCGGAUUUUGACCAAUUACUUGCAGCAUGUAACAAAAGUGAUAUAAAAUUAAUUUUAGAUUUCGUGCCAAACCAUACCUCAAAUCAACAUGAAUGGUUUCAAAUAUCUUCAAAUCCGAAACAUAAAGACUACAAGAAGUAUAAAGAUUAUUACAUUUGGAAUAAGGGAAAAAAGUUAUCAAAUGGCAGUAUAGUCGAACCGAGCAAUUGGCGCAGUGUAUUCAGCGGAAGUGCAUGGACAUGGAUGAAGAGUAGAAAUGAGUAUUAUUUGCAUCAAUUUUACUCCGAACAACCUGAUCUGAAUUUUCGAAAUUCUGCGGUUAAAAAGGAAAUAGAUGAAACUAUGAGAUUUUGGCUACAAAAGGGAGUCGCCGGAUUCAGAAUGGAUGCUGUGGGGUUUUUAAUGGAAUCAAAAGCGAAUAAAAAAGGAUACUAUGAUGAUGAACCUGAAUACAUUUCCAGAAAUCCAUUCGAUGAUCCUGAAUCACAUCGUGAUCCAAAUGGUCACAAAAAUUUAAACCAUACUCAUACAAAAAAUUUAGAUGAAUCGUAUGAGUUAGUUUAUCACUUCCAUGAUGUGGUAAAAGAAAGGAAAUUUUCAAACUUUCCUCGGAUUUUGUUUUCCGAAGACUACACCAGCCAUAUUGACGGCACAUUGAAAUAUUUUGGAAAUGUUCGGAAAGGCAAGAUCAUUAAAAAUGGAGUCGAAGUUCCGUUCAUAUUCAAUCCAAUUCAAUAUGCAACACGUUCGUCAUCAGCUUUUUUUUACAACAAAGCAAUUGUUAAAUAUUGCCUUGGGCAUGUGACGAGAUAUGCGAAAGAAGGCAAAAUUCAUCCGAAUUGGGUUUUAGGAAAUCACGAUAGACCAAGAUUAUCAACCAGACUCGGAGAAGAACGUACUGACAUCCUGAAUAUAUUGAUAAAAACAUUGCCUGGAAUCACUAUAACUUAUUAUGGCGAAGAAAUAGGAAUGACUGACGUGCCAAUUCCUAGGAAAGAAAAUGAUGAGGGCUAUAGUUAUGAUCGUGAUCGAUGUCGAACACCGAUGCAAUGGGACAGUACAAAAAAUGCUGGUUUUAGUACUUGUCAAUCCCAAAAAACAUGGCUUCCGAUCGGCAGUAAUUAUAAAGUGCUCAAUGUUGAAUUACAAAAGUCAUCAAAUCGCAGCCAUUUGUAUAUUUUUCAAAAGUUGGGCGAAUUGCGAAAAAAUCCAAUCAUGAAAUAUGGAGCAUAUAUGUUAUUCGAUGGCAAGGAUUACGAUGUUCUAGCAUAUAAACGAUACAUCGAAGGAGAAUCGGAUGUAGUUGCCGUUUUUCUUAAUUUCAGUCGAUACGACCGAAUUAUAAAUGCAAAUAAAUUUCUGAAAGGACUUCCUGAUCAAAUGGAAAUAUACGUUUGUUCCAUCCAUUCCAAAUUAAAAGGUACGGUUGACAUGCACAAGCUGUACUUACCAAGAAGCACUGGACUUGUUCUAAUCGGCAAGAAAGAUGUGAAAUCAAAAUCUGAAACAUCAACAUCCAGUAAAAAGAAAUCAUUGUUUCAAUACAAAAUGCUAGAGGCUCGGAAGUAAUUUUUAUUGGCAUUUAACCAAGCAUAUUCAUGAAUGUUCACCCAUUUUGACUAUAUUGAAUAAUAUAAAAUUUUAUUUUUUGUUGGGUGUGUUUCACAUCGCUGCUUUAUAUGAACUAUAUAAUCACAAUAUAAUUCUUACAAAAUUGUG